GUCGUCGAGAAAACAAAUGCAUUGUGAGCUGGAAGCCGCCUUUCGCAUAAUUAUUUCGGCUAGUAAACGAGUGUUUGUUGAAAAAUGGUGUUGGCAAGCUUGAACGACCUUCUCGAGAAACCUUUCAAGAGCUAUUCCAAAGAAGAACAACUAGAGAUAGUGCAGAAUGGACGAUUUACCGAUCUAACCAACAUAUGCCAGAACGAUAAAGGCAAAUACCGCAUGUUCGCCGUCAGCUGGUAUCAGCGAGUGAAAUGGUUGAGCGGCAACACUGUUAAUAAAAAGUUGUACUGCUGGCAUUGCGUUCUCUAUCCGAGCGGUAACUUCAAAAUAUGGAAUUCGACGGGUUUCGAUGACUUGAAGAAUUUGUCGCAAUCCGUAAGGAAACACGAGGAGUCCAGAGAGCAUACGUAUUCGACCGUCAAGUUGAAGUUACUUUUGAAUAAAAAACGAAGCCAGGAAAACGCUCGAAAACAGUUAGAAGACAAUGUCAAAGUGAAGCGGAACAGGGAGUAUUUGGAGAGGUUGAUAGAUGUCGCCAGCGCGUUAGCACGCUUUAAUAUCCCAUUUCAGAAGGACGUUGAAGAGGGUUUCUAUAAAUAUUUGAUAACUGUCCUGAAGAAGUACGAUGACAUCGUUCGGACCCAAAUAGAAGUGAGCAGUCCAUUUAAAGGAUUGACCAGGACCAUACAAUUAGAUCUGAUCGAAUCUAUUGCGCAUACUGUUCGCCAGCGCAUAGUUCACGAAUUGGACUCAGUGAAAUUCUUCGCCCUCCAGGUGGAUGAAGUGAAUUGUCUAAGAGGGAGACAGAUCGCGGUUUCGUUGAGGUAUGUGAAGAACGCAGAGCCUGUAGAAAGGUUCAUCGGUUUCUUCGAUGUAGGCUUCAACAAGAAAGCUGACGAAGUAGUUGGCAUACUGGAAAGGGAAUUGGAGAGAUUCAACUACAAAGAAAAAAUGAUAGCCCAGUGUUUCGAUGGUGGUGUGGUGAAGUCUACCGAGAUAUACGAGCUACAGCAGUCUGUGAAGAAGCUCGUUGGGUCACCAAAUCGAUGUCAGUUCGUCCAUUGUUAUGCUUAUGAAUUCAGUGAUAUUCUGGCGCAGUCUUUGAGAGCGAUCCAAGAAUGCAAACUCUUUUUCACGAUGAUCUCGAUGUUUUCUGCUUUCUUCAGGAACCCUCUUCUAGGUGAAGUAGUACAAAACAUCGAUCUGUCAUGGACUGAGUCAACGUUUGCUUGCAUCAAAUAUUUGAAAGAUAACGACACUUCCGUUACGCAAAUCUUGGAAUACUUAAACAUAGCUGACGAGUUUGCGAAUGUACCACACAUCAUCUCUGAUUGUGUCAAUCUCAUUAAUCAUCUCAAGAGUUACAAAUUCAUGGUUUUCAUCAACAUGUUCCACAAUAUAUUCUCGAUGAUUGAGGAUUCUCUGGAAAAAAUAAAAAAUCAGGAAAUGAGCGCCAUAAAAUAUCGCGACGAAAUCAAUUCACUCACAACAAAAUUGAAACAGCUGAAAUCCGAGUCCAAGUUCAAUGACAUUUUCAAAAAUGUACAACACGUUAGCGGUCAACAAGUUAUACUCAAGAACAUGUUGGAUUUAUAUCUGGAGAUUAUCGAUCACAUAAUAUAUGAAAUCGAUGGGAGGUUUUUGGAUAUAGAGCUUCUCGAGUUCGCUUCGCUAGUUAGUGCACAUUCCAUGCCGAAGCCUUCAGAUCCUAAAUCCAGUAAGAUACCUGACUGUUGGGCCAUGAUCAAGGAGAACUACCAGAAUUAUUUCGACAAUGCGAAACUGAAAACAGAACUGGAAUUACUCUAUAACGAUUCAACCAUCGGAGGUAUAGGGGAGGCGGGUGUCAAAACCCCAAGAGAUAUGUUGAAAUUCCUAUACGAUCACGAGGUUAAUACUUCCUUGCCGAUGUUGUACAGACUUCUGGAAUUAGUGGUGACCAUACCGUCAUUCACGUGGCCAUUACGAGGGAAAGCGUGUGUUCUAAAUAGGAUUAAAGAUUAUUGCAAGUUGGAAAAGUUCGAAGAACCGAGAAGUGCCUUUGCUCUCUUAGCUAUAGAGAAAGAUAUGUUUCUGGAGGCAGAACAGUCGAGUCACUGGUAUGAUGAAAUCAUCGACUAUUUCGCUACAUUGCCGUCUACGAGCAGUAUAGAACUCGUGUAUAAAAAUGGCGAAACAUCGGGACAUGGUAAAACUAACAAAACUGAGCUCAUUUCUGAACCUGAAUUAUCAAUAAAACAAGAAUCAGAUAUGUUGUGAAAGUACAGUGAGGUUGUAAUGUUGGUGCUUCUUUAUGAAUAUUUUUAACAAGAAAUAUAUUUAAUAGG
Molecule: messenger RNA, 2330 nt
Organism: Phaedon cochleariae (mustard beetle)
Lineage: Eukaryota; Metazoa; Arthropoda; Insecta; Coleoptera; Chrysomelidae
Source: the annotation of a GenBank genome assembly